Messenger RNA from Rotaria sp. Silwood1, 783 nucleotides. The record is from the annotation of a GenBank genome assembly. NCBI's taxonomy places the organism in Eukaryota, Metazoa, Rotifera, Eurotatoria, Philodinida, Philodinidae.
AUGGUCAUUGCUGAUUCGGGCAAUCAUCGUAUCAUCCAAUGGAAGAUAUAUGAUAUUGAAGGACAAGUUGUAGCAGGUGGCAAUGACCAUGGAGAUGGAUUGGAUCAAUUGGUUCGUCCAACUGAUGUUUUAGUCGACAAAGAGACUAACAGUCUCAUUAUUAGUGAUUGGGGGAAUAGACGAGUUGUACGAUGGUCUCUUCGUAGUGGCACAACUCAGGGAGAAAUCCUUAUCGACAACAUCGAUUGUUAUGGAUUGGCUAUGGAUAACAAGAGAUAUCUUUAUGUGUCUGAUGAUCAAAAACAUGAAGUCAGACGAUAUCGUAUAGGAGAUAAGAAUGGAACUAUAGUGGCGGGUGGACAAGGACAAGGUGAUGGUCACCAUCAACUCAACGAGCCGACUUACAUUUUUGUCGAUGAAGAACAAAAUGUCUACGUGUCAGACAACGAGAAUCAUCGUGUAAUGAAAUGGACUAAAGAUAAAAAAACAGGAUAUGUCGUCGCUGGAGGUAGUGCCUCGAAGGUUUCUUCGACACAACUGUUGUAUCCUAUGGGACUCUUCGUCGAUAAGUCGGGUACUGUCUAUGUGGCAGAUUAUGGGAAUCAUCGAGUGAUGCGUUGGCCCAAGGAAGCAGAUAAAGAGGCUGUCAUUGCGGGUGGAAAUCGUUCGGGAGCAGGAGCACAUCAGUUUGAUUGCCCCAUUGGUUUGUCCUUCGAUCAGCAAGGUAAUCUCUAUGUCGUCGACAAUGAGAAUAAUCGUGUUCAGCGUUUUAUUAUACAAUGA